AUGGCAUUUGAUAAAAGCGUAUUUGAGUUCAACGAAUUGUUCAUACACUUUAAAUUGUUUAAGCUAUUUCAUAUUUUUCAUUUAUUUGAUCCAAAUUGCAAAAAACUUUGGAAUUUCAAUGUUUACCAUCUAGCUUGGUACACCAUAUAUUGCGUUAUUGGUUGUACAAUAACAUUCGGAUUGAUGGGUUAUUUUACUGAGAUGGAAGAUGAAUUCAAUAUCGUAAAUCACAUACAGAUAAUAUUUUGUAAUUUAAGUUAUUAUUUAUGUUUAGUUAAAUCAAUUACAUUUUUUUACAAAGCAAAUGACAUUUGGAAUUUACUCAAUGUUACUCGUAUACACUUUAUGACGAGUACACAGUGUCAAAAACACUUUGAAAUUCUUCAUAAAUAUCGCAAAAAAUUAAUAAAAAUUACAACUUACAUUAUUAUUUUUGCAAGUACAAUUGCCAUCCAAUGGUUCUUGUGUCCUCUACUGAUGAUGUUAUUACAUAAAGAACAUGCAAACCAAUCAAAUCAACGGUUUGAGAAUAUUAUCAACCUUCAGUUCCCCGUGACCAUUAGUUACUAUAAUAAUAAUUUUGUUAUAUUUUAUAUUAUCGAGUUAUCUAUUAUGUUGUUUCUGUUAUACAUGUACUUAUUGAGUGAAAUAUUCUUUAUUUCUCUCUGCUUUGCUUUUAUUGCUCAAUAUGAAGUGAUCAAAAUAACUUAUGAAAAUGUCAACAGUGAAUUGAAUUCCAAAAAUAAUAAUGAAAACAAAAAUGAUUAUCACGUGAGCGAUUGUUUUGAUGAUUUAGCAUCAAUUAUGAAAGAUCAACAAAAACUUUUUGAGAAGUUAAAAUUAUUUCAUUCUACGUAUAAAUUUAUAAUUGAAUCAUGUCUUGUAUUAUAUUCGGGGCUUUUCAUAAUUUUUAUAUAUGCAUCAGCUGUGAUUUUCACGUCGUCAGAAUCAAAAUCAAUGUUAUAUCUAAUCAAAUUGAUAUCAGCAUUUGGAUUCGCUUUUAUUAUUUUACUUCUCCUAUGUUAUUUAUUUGAACGCAUUAAUAACAAUGUAGAAUCCGUCCAUUUCGGGAUGUAUAGUUGUAAUUGGACUUCGAUGAAUUUAAGAUCGAAACAAAUGUUGUUGUUAUCAAUGCGAUUGAAUAAUGCUAAUGAAUUAUUGAUGAUGAAAAUAACACCGAGAAAAAUUAUCAACCUACAAUUUUUUAAUAGCGUGAUGAUCACAUGCUAUAACAUUCUCUCAGCUAUGUUGAAUAUAAGCUCUAAAUAUAAAAUAAAAUAA
Molecule: messenger RNA, 1281 nt
Organism: Rhopalosiphum padi (bird cherry-oat aphid)
Lineage: Eukaryota; Metazoa; Arthropoda; Insecta; Hemiptera; Aphididae
Exons: 6
Coding region: 1-1281 (426 amino acids)
Biological process (GO): detection of chemical stimulus involved in sensory perception of smell; sensory perception of smell
Cellular component (GO): plasma membrane
Molecular function (GO): olfactory receptor activity; odorant binding
Source: RefSeq, a predicted model, not a curated record